AUGCUCGGAGUUGACCGCCAGCACAUUUUAGAUUCGAGCGACUGGAUCUCAACCGACAAUGAACACCCGGUUCGGUACAUUGAAGCAUGGAGGCAUGCAGAGCCGGUCGAGGGGGACGAGACGGCAGGACUCAUGGCCCAAGGAGAGCUUCAAGACGCCGAGGCAAAUGACUGGCUUGUCCAAACAGGCAGCUUUGCGAAGCGCGACAGUAAAGAAAUCGGGAGCCCCAAGGAGGCUACCAGGUUGGUGAUCUGCGAGCGGUAUGGCUGGAAGCCUCUCGGAUUUGAAAUGAGCCAGGAUUCAUUUCUGGCAAUCGAAUCAAGCUUCCGCUUGCCUCCCGAGACCCUCUCCAUACUCAACAGCGAUGGCGGGCAGUAUCACUACGCCCUCGAGAGAAGCAGGUUCGAGAGCGCGAACACGGUCAGGUCAAUGACAAUCAUCGUCAAGCUCCCGCAAAUGUUCCAGCUGGGGAACUGGGGGCUUGCCCUGUCGCACUCGUUCGACACGAGUACCACAUCAGCGUUCUUACACGGCUGGAAUGUCCUUUCCGACUACCACCCCGUGACCAGAGAACGGGUAGUGCCCGCCCAGGAGAGGAUCGGACCGCUCAUUUACUCGGCGAUAGGGUCCUGCGGCCGGCCAACCCUGCUGCCGAUCAUCCUGCUCAAGGAGCAUCUGUCCCGCAUCAACCUAUUCAUGGGAGAGCUCGAGUCCACAGCCACGGCGAUCGAAUCGACGUUCAAGGUCACCAAGUCGGGAAGGCUAGCGAAUAGCGAGGGCGGGCCACUGGAGCUGAUGAAGCUCAUGGCGAACGAGGAGGAGCGGACGAAACUAACGACACUCUUGAACACGACAAUGACGGAUACCGUCAAUCUCACGUGCGUCAUAAAGUGGGACCGCCGGUACUGCAAGUUUCUCAAAGAGCUGCACGGCGUGAUACGGACCUUUGACUCUGAAAGCUCUUCGCAAGUCGGCGAAAGCGAGCUGGAGAUCAUUCUCAGACACCUCGAAUGCGAUCUCGAGUCGGCCUUUGAGUAUGUCGAGUCAAUAGCUGCGCGGCUCAACUUGCAGCUCACAGUGCUGUACAAUCUCGUUGCGCAGGCGGAGAACGACCUGACGGCUCGAAUGACGGCAGCUACCGGACUCGACAGCGCGGCCAUGAAGACGCUUGCCUUUGUCACGACUGUUUUCUUGCCGCCCACUUUCAUCGCCACACUGUUCAGCAUGUCCAUGUUCGACUGGCAGGCCGGCUCUACCUCGCCAUCAUCUCCAGACGGGGGCGGCUUAGACGGCUAUGUCGUGCGGGCCUUUUGGGUCUACUGGGCCGUCAGUGUGCCGCUGACCAUUCUUGUGCUCGUCGGCUGGCGCGUCUGGUGGCAUCACCAGAGAUCGCAAUAUGCACGCCAGUACCAGCACAGGACGCAAACCAAGGAGGGGUCCAAGAUUGCCUCGGAAGCGAAACUGAAGAAAGGUUGGGCCAAGUACCUCCGUAGGAGGAGAGUGGAGCCAGACUAUUAG
This is a messenger RNA of Lasiosphaeria miniovina, 1518 nucleotides long. RefSeq lists its product as uncharacterized. The record is from RefSeq and is a predicted model, not a curated record. Lineage: Eukaryota; Fungi; Ascomycota; Sordariomycetes; Sordariales; Lasiosphaeriaceae. The transcript is spliced from 5 exons. Bases 1 to 1518 code for a protein of 505 amino acids.